AUGGGUUUUGAAGGGUUUACACAUAAGCGUUCCAAGAGCUUCCCAGAGAGAAUACUCGAAGAAGAUAACUCGGUUCAUCCAACUGAAGCACCUCAUCGACAGAAAUUAGAAACCGGCACGAAGAAACAAUCAUUGAAUGCUCAAGCCGAAAAUUCUUUGAGGCAAGAGAUAUUGACGCUCGAAAAGAGAUUACAGGAACAAGUCUCUGUUCGUUGUGCUCUCGAAAAGGCACUCGGUUAUAAAACUUCCGCUCAUGAUAUUAUUACAGAUGAAGCUACUAUCCCUAAGUCAGCCACAGAACUCAUUCGAGAAAUUUCCGUAUUAGAGCUAGAAGUUGGGCAUUUGGAACAAUACCUUCUUUCGCUAUACAGAAAAGCAUUUGAUCAACCAUUCUCAUCUUUAUCUCCGAAAAAGAAGAAUGAAGAAAAAUUCAAAUCUCUCAUAAUAACAACACCUAGGAGAAGGCGGCUCGAUUUUUCUAGGUCCGAUUCAUUAAGGGAAACAAAACCUGCUAAUGGUGGUGGCCCGUUUGAAGAGAAGCUUCUAGAUUCGAGCAUUCAACGAUCUCAUUCGUCACUAUCACAACAACGUGGGGCUCUGCUAAACCGAGCCUCCUCUCCACCACCAGCAGAUGAACUCUGCAAGGCUUUACGUUCUUGCCAUUCUCAACCAUUAUCCAUGAUCGAGUAUGCUCAAAACUCAUCAUCACAUGUAAUUAGUCUUGCCGAGCAUCUCGGGACCCGCAUCUCAGACCACAUUCUUGAAACGCCUAACAAGCUUUCGGAGGAUAUGGUAAGGUGCAUGUGCACCAUUUAUUGCAAGCUUGCGGACAAUCACAGCCUCUCGUCCCCCCCGUGUUCUUCUGUGUCAUCUACGAGCGCAUUCUCCCCGAAAGAACAGUGUGGUGACAAUGACAUGUGGGGCCCGGGUUUUCGAGUCGACUCAUCCUUUGACGUUCGUUUGGACAAUCCUUUCCAUGUGGAGGGGCUAAAGGACUUUAGCGGGCCCUACAGCUCGAUGGUCGAAGUAAACCGUUUGUUGUUGUACAGAGAUAGCAAGAAAUCGGGUGAUAUUGAGUUUUUGUUACAAAAUUUUAGGUCACUUGUGUCUCGAUUGGAGGAGGUAGACCCGAGAAAGAUGAUGCAUGAAGAAAAGUUGGCGUUUUGGAUAAAUGUUCAUAAUGCUUUGGUGAUGCAUGCAUUUUUAGCGUACGGCAUCCCACAGAACAAUAUGAAGCGAAUGUUUCUACUCUUGAAGGCUGCUUACAAUGUUGGUGGUCAAACAGUAAGUGCUGAUGUCAUACAGAGUUCAAUCUUGGGAUGCCGAAUGUCUCGUCCUGGACAGUGGCUUAGGUGGCUACUUUCUUCGAAAUCAAAAUUUAAAUCCGGUGAUGAACGGCAAGCAUAUGGGAUCGAUCGACUAGAGCCACUUCUCUACUUUGCCCUCUCAUGCGGGUCCCACUCUGAUCCCGCGGUUCGCGUUUUCACGCCCAAGAGGAUAUAUGAGGAGCUGGAGGCAGCCAAAGAGGAUUAUAUCCGAGCCACAUUUGGGGUACGAAAGGACAACAAAAUCCUUCUCCCGAAAAUUGUUGACUCGUUCGCCAAGGACUCGGGACUCUGCCAAGCCGGUGUUCUUGAGACGAUCGAAAGGUCCCUGCCCGAAUCGCUGAAGAAGAGCAUCAAGAAAUGCCGACAGGCAAAGAACAAGAAAAGCAUCGAGUGGGUCCCACAUAAUUUUGCCUUCAGGUACAUUAUAAUGAAGGAGAUCGUGAGGUGA
This is a messenger RNA of Striga hermonthica, 1776 nucleotides long. The record is from the annotation of a GenBank genome assembly. Lineage: Eukaryota; Viridiplantae; Streptophyta; Magnoliopsida; Lamiales; Orobanchaceae.